Phytomonas sp. EM1 is the source of this 795-nucleotide messenger RNA. NCBI's taxonomy places the organism in Eukaryota, Euglenozoa, Kinetoplastea, Trypanosomatida, Trypanosomatidae. The record is from the annotation of a GenBank genome assembly.
GUAUCAAAGGUUUUCAAAAAGAAAAAAGAAAACAACAUCAACGUCGUAUUAUCAUUGUCACCACUUUAAAAUUCUAAGAGAAUUUUAUUAUUUUAACCAUGCGUCGUGUCUUUUGUGCUGCUUUACCACAGACUGUGGUGGGCCGAUUUGUAUCUGCUCGCUGGCAAUCAUCCGAUUCCGCAGAUAACAAAAGUGAUGAAAAUCCGAAAUUGCCUGAAAAGGAAGAGUUGCCUUCGGAUUCGAAUAUGCUAACAAACUAUAAAAGACUGAAAACCGAGCUUGUGGAGGUUAAGAAACGUAUUGAUGAAUACAAAAAGGAUAUCCUGUAUUGUGUUGCUGAUCUUGACAACUUUCGAAAGGAGUCUGCGAGAAGCAUUCAGUCUGCUAAACAAUCUGCUGUGUCUGAAUUCGCAAAAGAUAUGCUGGAGACGGCAGACGAUUUGGAAAAGGUUAAUUCCCUAUGCGAAAGUUAUCGAAAGGAAAAUAAUGAAAUCUCGCGAUCUGUCCAAUCCAUACUAAACGGUCUAGAUCUUUCAAACAAGGUGUUGCUUCAACUUUUUGAGCGACAUGGUAUUGAGCGAUUAGAAACUAAAAUUGGAGAAAAAUUUGAUCCUCGUUAUCAUAAUCAGUUAUUUACCAGCCCUUCAUCAGAUGAAUUUCCGUCGAACUGCAUCACAAAAGUAAUCAAAAACGGGUAUAAGAUGGGGGAUACUGUUAUCAGGGCUGCGGAAGUUGGUGUGUCGGAGGCUCCUCAGAAGUAAGAGGUAGCUAAAGUUCUAACAUACGUUUUUAAAA